Messenger RNA from Myxocyprinus asiaticus (Chinese sucker), 507 nucleotides. Its product is annotated as transmembrane protein 88B-like. The transcript is spliced from 2 exons. Gene Ontology annotation, cellular component: plasma membrane. Gene Ontology annotation, molecular function: PDZ domain binding. NCBI's taxonomy places the organism in Eukaryota, Metazoa, Chordata, Actinopteri, Cypriniformes, Catostomidae. The record is from RefSeq and is a predicted model, not a curated record. The coding region runs from base 1 to 507 and encodes 168 amino acids.
AUGUGUGGUAUGUCUGUGAUUUUGGAUGAUGGUGGAGGCGAUGAAGACUUUGAUGUGGGUGAUGGGAUACGGAUGCUGCCGCCUCCUCCAGCGCAGUGUGAUGAGGGCGUUUGGGGGGCCCGGCGGGGUCGCUGUGGGUGUGUUUUUUGGGCGCUGGUUCUGCUGCUGUGGAACGUGAUGUUGGCGCUGGUGUGUGUGGGCCUGAUGGUUCUGGUGUUCACUCUCGUACUGCUGCCCACCGCUCUGCUGCUGUACGCCGGCUUCCUGUGCCACUCGCGGGUUCUGGCUUCGGCGGCUCUUCUCUGCCGUUACCUUGACGAUAACAGUUGCUCUGCCCUUAUCAUUCUGGGCUUUGUUAUGAUGUCACCAUUAGUUGUGGUAGCUGCAGCGAUAUUCUGCGCUCUUCUCAGGAGACUCCACCUCCUUUUAUAUUUUCAGCCAAUCAGAGGAGCUUGGUACAGAGGGCGGGGCCUGUGCUGGAGGUGGGACAUCCAUGCUUGGGUUUGA